ACGUGGGCGGUACGAGAUCUUGUGCUCUGUCAAAGGGAGAGAAAAAAGUGUCCCAAAGAGUGAAAGCUAUUGUGUCUCACAGAUCACUUUUUCGAUCAGUAAAGUUCUUUGACACUUACAGGCAUGGUCUAAGAAAAUCUUGUGAUUGCAAUUAAAGUACUUAAUUGCUUGUGAAAGAUUUAAUAAGUGAGCUGUCAGUCCCGACCUUGGCAGUGUGAAAUAUAGAUUUUAAGAUAAGCAUAAUGCACGGUGUUUUGCCCACAUGCUCUUUUUGGCUUUGCCUUUGUCUUGGCCUAGCCUGGGCCAGUCCACAGCUUAAUCUGCCGACCCCACAGCCGGAGAUCUCCUACAAUGGCUACACCCCCAACGUGGCUACGACGCCCGCCCAGUUGAGGGCGGAUCGUAAUCGCGACCAACGCUACGGGCCGCCCUAUGCGGACGAUGUCGGCGGGGGAGCCGCGGAUGACGGAUCCGAUGACUUUAGGUACGGCCAGACCUAUGACGAACGCAUGAGAAUAGGCUAUGCCUAUCCCUCGCCGCGUGUGAACUUCAGCGAGCACCCUGACUCACCCUUCAGCGCGGAUGCCAAUCAGUAUGCCAACCACAACUACGGUCCGAUCUCCAGCACCACCGAUCGCAACUCUGGAAUUGAUCCCAACGCCAACGGCCGAUACUCGGAUGUCCCCUACUCCACUCCAGACAACAGGAACUACAACCCCAACGACCAGUACAACUAUAAUAACAAUCCCAAUGUGGAUUUUGUGGGGGUGAACAACCGGAAUCGCUUCGAGAACCCCUUCCUGUCCAACCAGGACCGCUUCAACCUCAAUCAGGGCUACCUGGAGCGGCAGCGGUACCAACAGGACCGUCGCUACCAGCAGGAGCUGGAGAAGCUGCGCACUCUGUUGGUGGAAUCCGAUCAGAAGGGCUCCCUGGAGUGCAUGGCCAACGUGGCGGCCCAGUGGAAUUUCGAGACAAACGUAAACGAUUUUACACAGACGGAAGCGCUUAAUGCUCAACAACGCUAUGUGGAGUUCCAGCGAAUCACGGCGGAACAGUCGAAGCGCAUUAACAAGGACCUCAUCUUUGAUCGCCGCCUCUACAGACAACUGAUGUUGCAGUCUGAAGUGGGGCCCAACGCUCUGCCCUUGGACGUUCUAGACAGGUACAAUCGCCUGUUGAAUGAAAUGCUUUUCCUAUACAACAGCGCCAGUGUCUGCGCCUACCAGCAGCCAUUCCAGUGCGACCUGCACUACAUACCACACCUCAAGGACAUCAUGGCCAAGAGUAGGGAUUGGGAUGAGCUACAGCACACGUGGGUGGAGUAUCACCGAAAAGCCGGACGUGGAAUGCGCGACAGCUACGAGCAGCUCAUUGAUGUAAUGCAGGAGGUGGCCUAUGUGAACAAUGUGACCAAUGGCGGCGAGUACUGGUACCUGGCUUACGAGUCGGGCAACUUUCGCCAGGAUAUGGAUAUUGUGUGGGAGCAAAUCCGUCCGCUGUAUGAGGCUCUGCACGCCUAUGUGCGAAGGAAGCUUAGGGAUUACUAUGGACCGGACCGCAUUAACCGCAUAGCCCCCAUUCCUUCUCACAUUCUGGGCAACAUGUUCGGCCAGUCGUGGUCGAAUGUCCUCGACAUACUCAUUCCGUAUCCAGGUCGCAAGUUGAUUGAUGUCACACCCCGCAUGGUUGAGCAGGGAUACACUCCGCAGCUGAUGUUCCAGCUGGCCGAGGAGUUUUUCACCUCCAUCAACAUGUCCGCCGUCGGACCGGAGUUCUAUCGGAACUCGGUAUUGGAACAGCCCCUGGACAGGAGGGUGCUGUGCGAACCCUCGGCCUGGGACUUCUGCAAUCGUCACGAUUUUCGUGUCAAAAUCUGCACCGACAUCAAUCAGCGGAGUCUGAUCAGCGUGCACCACGAGAUGGCUCACAUUCAGUACUUCCUUCAAUACCGUCAUCUGCCCAAGGUCUUCCGGAAUGGUGCCAAUCCGGCCUUCCAUCAAGCUGUGGGCGAUGCCAUCGGGCUGGCCGUGUCCACUCCAAAGCAUUUGCAGACAUUGGGCCUACUUCAACGAUCAUUGGAUGAGUCCAGCUAUGACAUUAACUACCUCUUUACUAUGGCCAUUGACAAGGUGGCCUUUCUGCCCUUUGCCUUGUCUUUGGAUAACUGGCGCUACGACGUCUUCAGCGGAAAUGCGAACAAGCGAACUAUGAACUGCCAUUACUGGAAUAUGAGGGAAAAGUAUUCUGGUAUCAAGCCGCCUGUCCUGCGAUCUGAGAAGGACUUCGAUUUGGGUGCCAAGUACCAUAUACCGGCAAAUAUUCCGUACAUCAAAUACUUUUUCUCGACGGUGCUGCAGUUCCAGCUCUACCGGGGCAUGUGCCGCGAGGCGGGCCAAUAUGUUCCCGGCGAUCCCAGGAAGCCGCUGCACAAAUGCGACAUUUACCGCCAGCCAGCCGCUGGCAAUAUGCUCAAAAAGCUAAUGGCCAAGGGCGCCUCCCAGCCAUGGCAAGAGGUACUUGAGGAGACCCUGCAGGAGGGCCGCCUGGACGGCAGCGCCUUGCGGGAAUACUUUGCUCCGCUCGAGGAAUGGCUGCGCCUGGAAAACCUGCGCACGAACGAAUACGUUGGCUGGAACUACGAUGGAGACUACUGCAAGCGAAGCAUUGAAACUGCUGGUCUUCAGGUCUAUGGAGGCUUCUACAACGGGGCCAACCAGGGAUCAGCCCUAAACAUUCUGAUCCUCAUGAUCUGCUCUUGCUUAAGCUUACGUUUCAGCUAGAUUUUUAGAAAGUGGGAGACAUAUGUACAUACACAUAUGUAUGUUAAGAUGUAUGUUAAGAUAAUGUUAACUAACAGUCAAACAAAAUGUUGUACUUAUACACUCACAACUUCCGCCUAUUCAAUUCGCACCUAUAGCUACUAUAUCCAUAACCAAGUUGAACUUGAAUCAAUGCCAAAAAAAUACACACAGACAUAAUUCUAAAAUAAAACAAAAAAAUAAACGCAAAUCUGACAAAUUGCCAGACCGGCGGCACCCUAAAAACUGCAACCGAACAACAAA
Molecule: messenger RNA, 3065 nt
Organism: Drosophila persimilis
Lineage: Eukaryota; Metazoa; Arthropoda; Insecta; Diptera; Drosophilidae
Gene: Ance-3
Product: angiotensin-converting enzyme
Exons: 9
Coding region: 243-2783 (846 amino acids)
Biological process (GO): proteolysis
Cellular component (GO): plasma membrane
Molecular function (GO): metallopeptidase activity; peptidyl-dipeptidase activity
Source: RefSeq, a predicted model, not a curated record